Messenger RNA from Spodoptera littoralis (African cotton leafworm), 2085 nucleotides. NCBI's taxonomy places the organism in Eukaryota, Metazoa, Arthropoda, Insecta, Lepidoptera, Noctuidae. The record is from the annotation of a GenBank genome assembly.
UUGUCUAUUCUCAUACAACAAAAUUUAUGUUACCACAACUCUACUUCUUGUCAAUUCUGCCAAAGUAACAAUAUAAAACCAAAAGCGAGCAAGUCAUCGGCGUUUUCAUGGAAUGUCUUGUAUAGUUGAAUAGAAAAAUAAAAUAAUUUCUAAAUAUGUCCACCAAUAAGGAGGAGACUUUGAGACAGUUUUGUGAUGUUACUGGCGCGGAUGAGGGUCGCAGCAAGUUUUUUCUGGAGUCGUCUAACUGGCAGUUAGACGUAGCACUAUCCAGUUUCUAUGAGCACGGAGGUAACGCAGACGAGGCUCCGUCCAACCCAGCGGCUGCCGCAUCGUCCCUGCCGACUCUGUCAGACAGUGACAUGGAGUCACCUCCUGGGUCACCACUAGCUGCCCAGAAGAAAGACAAGAAGAAAGCGCCGAGCUCAAAGUUUGCUACGCUUGACUCCUUGCAACAGGAGAGCUCUAGUGAUGAAGAAGAAGGUUUUUGUAAAGCAGUAAGAUCAAACGCCAGUUGGUUUAGGAAGCAAAUACAACUGAAAUUACAUCAGUACAUAUGCGAGAGAACUUCAUUUUCCAAUGCCGUAGUAAAGACAACGAUGCCUCCGUCAAAUGACGCUUCAACACAGGCCGUGCACGAUGUAAUGUCGGAAGGUUCUGAGUAUUCACUCGAGCUAAAUAAGCUGAAAAAAGAAGUGGAGAGAUUGUUGUAUGAGAAUAGUGCGUUGAGAAAAGAGAUUGCAAGAUUGCAAGGGGAGGAACCUCCUGAUGCCGGUGAGGCAGGUCAAGCCUUCUAUGCCGGUGGAUCGGAGCGCUCUGGACAGCAGAUCCUGGGCCCAUCCAAGGGCGGGAGAAAGGAUAUAGUCACUGAGGUCUUCAAAAGCGUUCGAGAGCGUGGUGCCGUCGUAUUUGAAGAUGAGCCGUCGUCUACUAGCCGAGGACGUUCUGCAUUCAGCGGUGUUGGAUAUAGACUUGGUCAAACGGCUGAUGACCAUGAGCCUGCAUCAGCUGGCGGCAACCAGCAGCAACAAACUGAUCAGCCGCGUUCAGUGAGACUGCGACUGUACCGCGAGGGCUUCACAGUGGACUCCGGCCCACUGCGACACUACACCGACCCUGACCACGCUGACUUCCUCAACUGUAUACGUAGGGGUGAGAUUCCCCCCGAGCUAUCCGGCACUGGCGGCGAGGUCCGUGUAUCUCUAGAGGACCGGCGACAUGAGGAGUGUCCCCGACACAUCGCUAAACCGCAACCAUUCUCCGGGAAGGGACAUCUACUGGGCAGCCCAACUCCUCCUACAGUAGGAGCUACGGCGCCAGUAGCGGGUGACGUGGCUGACCGCGCCGCCAACCAGCGCGCCGCGCAGGAAGCUAUCAAGAUUGAUGAUUCAGCACCUGUUACUACUAUACAGUUCCGCCUUGCGGACGGCAGUCGUCUGACGGGUCGGUUCAACCACACGCAUACAGUGGGCGACCUACACGCGUACGUGUCUCGCGCGGAGCCCUCGUACCAGCUGCAGGCCUUCGCCCUCCUCACGACGUUCCCCAGCAGAGAGCUCGCUGACCACGCUGCCACGCUCGCACAGGCCAACAUUCUCAACACUACGCUUCUCCAGCGGCUCAAAUAAAUCCAAAACCUAACGGGAUAAGGUCCAUUCUCGGUUGGCGGUGCCCGUUCUUCGAUAUCCUAGUGAGAAGUUUGCGCAGGUUUGCGCAACGCCAAUAGAAAGUUGUUCUAUAUAACUGAUGGCAGCUUUCUAUUUCUGUGUUAGAUUUUGUAAGACUUCCAAAGUAGUUGUGUCGGUCGCGUCGUGUCGUACGCAGUUUGCGCAAACUCUCACUAUUUACUGCAUAUAUAAGAACGUUAGCGCAUUUUUUACACACGAAUAGGAUUACUCUAAAACGCAUUUAUAGAUCGGCUUCUAGGAUUUUUUAAAGUAUUUAAAAUAUUUGUAUGUUUCGUUCGUGUGGGUGUGCGUGUAGUUUUUAUACGUAUGUGUGAACGGGCGCAAUAACGGGCUAUUUGUAACGCGAUCUCGCGAGUGAAACAGUGUAUUGGUCAAUAAAUAAACGUUUUUAAGUUCC